UUCAUUCUGCAUCAUCAGUGUCAGUCAGGCUGUUUAAAUAACACAAAAGGACACAGUGCUGUAGUGUUCCCAUAAAUUAUGCCCGUUAAUCUGGAAAGGGAAUAUGAAAACGAAUGCCUUCAGUAUGACACCACACGGAAAGUAGACAAAACCCGCUUGACAGAUACUCGGUAUAGAGGAUUGUUAAGGCUGAAUGCACUCUUUCUUGGUGUGAUAUGUAUUCUUCAAGCAACUCUCAACAUCACCCUGAGACUACACUUUAAUCCUGAGGCUGAGGCUGACCUGUUAAACACAAGCUACUACAACCUCACUAAAGAUAAGCUGUGGACCCGUUACACCAACCUGGAUAAGCAGAAAGACCAGUUACAGACAAGUUACAACAACCUGAUUAUGGAGAAAAAACAGUUACAGACAAGUUUCAACAACUUGGUUGAGGAGAACAAGCAGGUUCAGUCAAGUUACAACUACCUUGAUACAAAAUUGAAAAAACUCCAUCAAAUGUUUCCUAGAGUAGUUGAAAUCAUCAGUCUGGAAUGGAAACCUUUUAACACCAGCAUUUACUACUUCUCUACUGAAAAGAAGAACUGGGUUCAGAGCAGACAGUAUUGCAGACUGAAAGAGGCAGAUCUAGUGAUCAUAAACAGCCAAAAGGAAGAGGACUUUAUCAUCGAACUGCUGGGAAACAAAUCUGCCUGGGUUGGGCUGAUAGAUAAAGACAAAGAGAAGGAGUGGAAAUGGGUCGAUGGUACAGUGUUCAGAACAGGGAACUUGAGUCUGGAACAACCAAUCGAUGGGAAAAGUAAACCCCAUGCUGGGAAAAUUAGCAUUGAGGCAGAAUGGAAGAAGACCUGGAUCUCCAUGCCUUGUGCUCAUGAAGAUUGGUGGGUCUGUGAGAAAAUUAUUUUUGAGUGAAUCUUUACAAGAACUAACUAGAAAAAAAAAGGUCUCACUCAAAUCUAUACAGCAGAAGAUGAAAUUGAGAUCCUAUUCUGUCUAUCCCUUCCUUAUAUAUAUUUUUUAAAUUUAUGUGCUUUUAUUCUGAUCAAGUUGUGUAAGUGAUCUAAUUUCAUCACAAAAUCUCUUCAUGAUCCAAAGUGAAUAUAUGUCACAACUUGGGGAGAGAGGAAAAAAGGAAAACAAACAAACAAACAAACAAAAUUAGGAAAAGUUUUAAAUAAAUGUUUAAUUUUAGAUUAACGAGGGCCCACUCUCCU
This is a messenger RNA of Hemibagrus wyckioides, 1214 nucleotides long. Its product is annotated as CD209 antigen-like protein C. The record is from RefSeq and is a predicted model, not a curated record. Lineage: Eukaryota; Metazoa; Chordata; Actinopteri; Siluriformes; Bagridae. Bases 79 to 912 code for a protein of 277 amino acids. The transcript has 6 exons.